AUGGCUACCAAAGAAGCUUCAAUGCCAACUGCCACCAGCGCAAACAUGGCAGCAGUGGCCAAACCUGCUGACCAAGCCUCUACAAAACCCAAGCCAUGCUGCGUAUGCAAAGACGAGAAAUCUGCCCGCGACGAGUGCAUGCUGUUCAGCAACGCGAAAGAUCCUCAGCAAGACUGCGCCCCUACGAUUCAAAAGUACAAGAGUUGUAUGGCUGGCUUUGGAUUCAAUCUUCCAUAA
Venustampulla echinocandica is the source of this 237-nucleotide messenger RNA. RefSeq lists its product as uncharacterized. The record is from RefSeq and is a predicted model, not a curated record. The coding region runs from base 1 to 237 and encodes 78 amino acids. Gene Ontology annotation, biological process: mitochondrial respiratory chain complex IV assembly. Gene Ontology annotation, cellular component: mitochondrial intermembrane space. Gene Ontology annotation, molecular function: copper ion binding; copper chaperone activity. The transcript is spliced from 3 exons. Lineage: Eukaryota; Fungi; Ascomycota; Leotiomycetes; Helotiales; Pleuroascaceae.